Nothobranchius furzeri (turquoise killifish) is the source of this 4609-nucleotide messenger RNA. It is a transcript of the gene ip6k1, whose product is annotated as inositol hexakisphosphate kinase 1. Gene Ontology annotation, biological process: phosphatidylinositol phosphate biosynthetic process; inositol phosphate biosynthetic process. Gene Ontology annotation, cellular component: cytoplasm; nucleus. Gene Ontology annotation, molecular function: inositol hexakisphosphate kinase activity. The record is from RefSeq and is a predicted model, not a curated record. NCBI's taxonomy places the organism in Eukaryota, Metazoa, Chordata, Actinopteri, Cyprinodontiformes, Nothobranchiidae.
GCAGUCACAUUAAUGAACUGUAAAAUCCAAACAGUCUGCGUUAGCUUCUUCACUGUAAUUUGGAUGUUUUUCUCCGCCGUUAAUGAGUUUGAGCACCGGGGACCGACAUCCAUGAGUUCUUUGAUCUCUUAAGCCUACCCACUGUGGCCUCCGCCAGGGCUCGUAGCGUCCACUCGAUUAUCCUAAAGGAAGCGGGGACCCAGACUGACUGACACCCUGCUUCUCCUGCCGACCCCGCUUGUCAACCCCCGCCACCAUUGGACCUCUGUACUGCCGGCGGUGGAUCAGACCGCUCUCAUCGGAGGCUUUGUGAGGUGGUUUUUCGGUCUGGCGCCGCCUCCCCCUGGGGCCGGCGUGCGCUCCCAGCAGCCUGUGGUGCCCUGUGCUCCCCCCUCCCCAUCACUGCACACCAGAGCUCAUGCCCAGGGAGGAAGCGCGGCACGUCCGCCUGGAGCCAUGUGCCUCCCUCAAACCAUCAACAUGGACAGCAAGCUGCAGGGGGCUGGGGUGGGGGGAGGGGCUUCACUUCGACCACAAGCAGGGGGCGUUUCUCUGGAGCCGUUCAUACACCAGGUGGGGGGUCACUCCAGCAUGAUGCGUUACGAUGACCACACAGUGUGUAAGCCUCUGAUCAGCAGAGAGCAGCGCUUCUACGAGUCUCUGCCUCCUGAGAUGAAGGAGUUCACUCCAGAGUAUAAAGGUGUGGUGCUGGUGUGUUUUGAAGGCGACUCUGAUGGCUACAUCAACCUCGUGGCGUACCCUCAUGUGGACAACAUGGACAUUGGGACAGGGGAGCACGAGGAGCGGGACACUCAAGAGAGAGAGCAGCCCAGGAGGAAACACUCCCGCCGCAGCCUCCAUCGCUCAUCCUCUUCUACUGAGCACAAGGAGGAGCGGGCCGACAGAAAGGAGGUGCACGACACAGGCGCCUCGGACAGCCUUGCAGAACUGAAGAGUCCGAGGCUCGAUGCAAAGAUCCAUUCAGACGUUCCGUUUCAGAUGCUGGACUGGAACAGUGGGCUGACCUUAGAGAAGAUCAGUCACAACCCCUGGAGCCUCCGCUGCCACAAAGAGCAGCUCAGCCGCAUGAGAUCCGAAUCAACGGACCGCAAACUCUUCAAGUUCCUGUUGUUGGAGAACGUCGUCCAUCACUUUUCUUACCCCUGCAUCCUGGACCUGAAGAUGGGCACCAGGCAGCAUGGAGACGACGCCUCUGAGGAAAAAGCAGCCAGACAGAUGAAGAAAUGCGAACAGAGCACCUCAGCGACGCUGGGAGUCAGAGUGUGUGGCAUGCAGGUGUUCCAGCUGAGCACGGGUCACUACCUCUGCAGGAACAAGUACUACGGCCGCAGCCUGUCAAUCGAAGGCUUCCGCCAGACCCUCUACCAGUACCUGCACAGUGGAAAGGGCCUGAGGCGGGACCUCUUUGAGCCAAUCCUCAACAAGCUUCGGGGCCUGAAGGCAGUUCUGGAGAGGCAGGCAUCAUAUCGCUUCUACUCUUCCUCACUGCUCAUCAUCUAUGAGGGAAAGAAACCUGAGGGCUCUUUGGUCCCCAGCCCUGGACAGAAUGCAGCCAGACCACAGAAGACCCCUGGGGCUCCAGAACCCAACGCUCCACCUCCCCCUGAUGCUCCCCGUGAAACGGACAUGUGUCAGAACCCCGACCCGGGGUCACUGUCAUCUCAGGAACCUGAACACACAGCCCCACCGCCCCCCUCCCCUCACCCCCCCACCAGGUCAGACUCCAUUGUCCCCCGCCCCCCCUCACCUCAAAGUCAUCCGGACUUCCCCUCCCCUGCUCUAGGUUUGAGUUCCCUCCUUUCUGCCCCCGUGUCGCCACAGCCCCCCCUGGUGGACGUCCGUAUGAUCGACUUUGCCCAUUCUACCUUCAAGGGUUUCCGUGGCGACACAGCGGUGCACGAUGGGCCCGACAGGGGUUACGUGUUUGGACUGGAGAGUUUGAUCCAGAUCCUGGAGAGUCUUCGAGACAACAAUCUGCCAUAACUCAGAAACCUGUUGGUGUUUGUGUCAACCCACCAGGGAUCUACCCUAACACACACACACACACACACACACACACACACACACCAUCCAGUGGUGUUCUCCAGAACUGAGACAUCUCAGCUGUAAACAUGGAACACAGUUUUUCAGGACAUCACCAUAGCAACCAGGUCAUUUUACAGUAAAGUUGUUACUAUAGCAACGGUUUGGAGACAGGACAGUGGAGCCCAAAAAAAGCUGCAAAGGUAUGAAGAUGAUAGAUACAAAAUACACACACACCGUCUUGGUUCCCUAUUCUGGCGAGGACCUUCUUGGCCACAAAGCAUUCCCUACAUGACCUCAUCACAACACGUCGUACGUUUCAGGUUGCAUAAAACCCAGGAUGUAGUCCAGAGGCUCCUGAGGCCACUACUUCGGCACCUUACUCAUCUGGUGGAUUUAAUUUUUUAUUGGCGUUAUUUCAAAGAGCUCCUAUCAACAUGUUUCCAUCAGUCAGAUCAGUGAAAGCAUGUUCCACUAAAUCCAUUUGUUAGUUAAAGGUAUUUCCAAACUUGUAUCUUAAUACUAGCCAGACCGUAGAAUGACUGAUGAUUUUAUUAAAAAUCAAGUAAUAACAGCUUGAAUUGUUUUACAGAACUAGACCAUAAUAAUAAUCAAGGUAUCCAGUCAAACAGGGUUUUCUUCUUCACUGUGCAGAGUAACGAAUGUUCAGAGUUUAAAUGAAAAAGCUUGUUUGUGCUGGGAGCUGGCGCUGAAGACACAAACCAGCAAAACUAGACCAAAGCAGAGCAUUUAUAUUUAUUAAAACGUAUCAUUUAACAUCAGAAGCUUUCCUGCUUAAACAGCGGCCUGUCUGUUACAAUCUGUGGAGGGAAUUUCAAAAUAAAAGAAGAUGGGACUCACUCCUGUCUUCUAAAGUCAGACUGGUCCUCACAAACACCUUCACCCUGGAAACAGCUGCUGUUGGAGCAGCACCGCAGGACACAACCGACUCGAUCGGCUGGUUUUGGCCACUCUGCUCCUUUGCUGACCGUUUCUUCACCACCUCCUUUUCUUCUACAGAAACAUAUGAAUCGACUUUUCUAGUCUUACCUCAGAGACACACCCAAGCAUCUGUUAAAGCAAUAGCUCUUUGUUAUAGAUGUGAAUAACUUUUAUUUUGGUGUUGCACACGGCCAUGAAAAGCACCUCAGAUGUCGACUUCAUGGAGAGAUACAGUUUUGAAAUGAUGUGUCAGUUUUGGGGAAUACUUUAAAGCAAACAAGUGUUUGUAGUCUGUCUUGUGAGAUUACGCUCUGGGUUGUCUUGUUUUAUUGGAAGCAAAAGUGUUGACCUCCCAAACCUGCUGUGGUGGAACCCAGAUGUUUGUUUUAUUUUCAUUAGUAAAUCUCAUGAAAGGUCAAAUCUGUCCUGCUGCGUUGGAUAGUUCCUGUUUUAUUAUCGUAUGUUUCAGAAGCAAACUAAAGCAUCAUAAAUGUACAGUUUGUUGCUCUCCUGGAGCUUUUGAAUAAUUGAAAUUUUAAGAAUCCAGAAAAACUGCUGGUUGGAGUGGUGGUACAGAUGUUGAAAGUUGUUCAGAAGCAGCAGUCCGUGAAUUUUUUGGACCUAAUGGAGAUGGGUUGUUGGUGUCUUCUAAUGGGACUUGUUAACAUUUAAAGAGGCAUAUUGUUGCCCUCAUUUAUCAGGGUUUGAUCAUAUGACUGAAUACUAUGAGUAGAAUAUUUUUCACAGGAACGAAAAAUCUGACCAAAAAAAAACCAAACAAAAUUAUUAAGGUUCUUUAAAAUGUUCGGUCGUUAACUUUGUUGAAUUAUCAUCCAGCUUUGCCUCAAAAUAAAAAUAUAUAUAUUUAUAUUAAAAUGUUUAUCAUCAGUCUUCCUGUUACUGUCAGCAGCAGUGGCAACAGAGUGUGUUCUGAUUGGUCCAGAGAAAAGAUAAUUAGCCAAUCAUAGGCUACUUAGCUUAAGACUGGUCUUGAUGCAGCACUGCCCCCUGUUGGUCAGUAACAGGAACUAAACCCAGGAGUUAGAACGAGACAGAGCAAAAAGUAAUAUUUUUGUUUUAUCGAGGUAAUAAUUUAUUUUUUUAAUCGUAACUUCAGAAUGUUUUGUCUUUCACACGUCUCCCCUGUAGAAGUGUAACAAGAAAAAAUAUCAAGAAAGGAAGAGAUAUGAUGUUUGAAUUGUCUGGAGUAUAAAGGCAGUAUUAUUAGAGCAAACUCAGGUCUGUAUUUUCUGCUGCUUCAGCUCCAGAUUCCAGGCUUCAGUCAGCUCACGGAGCACUUUCACCUGCUGUGGGAAACUGUGUUCAACCCAUAUGUGUGUGUAUGUGUGUGUGUGUUAGAGGGUAUGCAGUCACCAUCCUUAGUCCUUGGUUUGUUCCACUUCACAUCUGUCAGAGACCUGCAUGCUCAUCAACAUCCUCCAGGUUGAGUCCAUUUCCUCCAUCUUGUUGCCAUCAUCUCAGAUCCUCACGACUUUUAAAGCUGUCGUGGUUUUCUGCUUCAGAGAUUUGAUGGGACUCAUCUAGCAACAUUUCCUGCAUCUGACAUCAUUAUGAAUGUUUGUUAGAACAGUGAAAGUAAGUGAGAUUAAAUCUUUUCAGAAGA